Messenger RNA from Temnothorax curvispinosus, 1247 nucleotides. RefSeq names its product GIGYF family protein CG11148-like. The record is from RefSeq and is a predicted model, not a curated record. Bases 83 to 979 code for a protein of 298 amino acids. Lineage: Eukaryota; Metazoa; Arthropoda; Insecta; Hymenoptera; Formicidae. The transcript has 2 exons.
CCGACCACGUGUUCCAACAUUCUUUCUCCCUCGUGAUUUUUUCAUUUUGGACGGAAAAAUCAAAUCUACUUUGCUGAUAAACAUGAAGAGUCUAGCGCAGAUUCAGCAGGAGAAGCAAGAGCGCGUCGCUAAGGUAAAGAAAAGAGAACGAUUAGAAAAAGCCGGCCAGAAGGAAUCUGCGAGUAUGCUCCAGAACGCCGGUAUAUGGGGUACAUCAUCACAGUGUUUGAAUUGGGCUAAUUCGAGCGCAUCAAGCAGCCAAGGGUGGUCCAUAAAUUCCGGUACUACUGGUUUCUGCGAUUCUACAGCUGUUAAGUUGUCCACCACCACGAAACAGCCGGCUAAACAAGCUACAAUUACAAAACCUGUAUCUAGCCAGCAACAGCAGCAGCAACAACAGCAAAAUAGUAAUAAUAAAGCAUCCAAAAAUAAGAAUAAGAAAGAGGAGGAACUAGUAAAGGAAUUGUUUGAACAGAACACUGCCAAGACCGACGAAUUCACGCAAUGGUGUAGUAAAACAUUGAGCAGUAUACAGGCGUCUGUGGACAUCCCUACGUUCGUUACAUUCUUGCGAGACCUCGAAACACCGUAUGAAGUUAGAGAGUACGUUCGCGUUUACGUUGGGGAUACCAAGCAGAGCAUGGAAUUCGCCAAGCAAUUCCUCGAAAAACAAAGCAAACUGCGAUCAGCGCAACGUCCUCAGGUACAAGCUGAUGACUUGUGCAAGCCAGCUAUUAACCCAGCACCCGCUAUUAAUCCAAAUGCACCUGCAGAAUUCCAAGAGGUUAAGGGAAAAUCCAAGAAACCAAAGAAGGGAAAGAUGUUCAAAGUGGAUAACAGGAACCUUGACUUCAGUGUAACUGCUGCUCCCGAUCGUAUUAACGUAGGUGAUCGUGAUUAUGGCGAAGGCUUAACGAACAAGCGAGCGAACGAGAGAACGAGAGAGCGAGUAAGUAAUAGACGAAAAUUGAGGAAAUAAGGAUAGGAGAAGGAGAGGAGAAUGAAAGGAGAAAGAGAGGAGAAAGAAAGGAGAAAGGAGAAGAGAGGAGAGGAAACCAAGAGGUCAAAGAGGACUAAGGAGGACGAGGCAGCAAAAAGAAGGGAAGAGGAUCUAUAUAAUGGACGCGUGACAGGAUGGAGGAAAUCCGAGGAGUACUGAGCAGGGAAAGCAGAAGAAGAUGGCCAGAGAGAUGCAGAAUGGAAGAGGGAAGGAAGGGAAAUAAGUUGUGAGGUCGCUCAAUGGCCAG